Messenger RNA from Contarinia nasturtii (swede midge), 1521 nucleotides. RefSeq names its product plasmolipin-like. The record is from RefSeq and is a predicted model, not a curated record. Bases 747 to 1283 code for a protein of 178 amino acids. Gene Ontology annotation, cellular component: membrane. Lineage: Eukaryota; Metazoa; Arthropoda; Insecta; Diptera; Cecidomyiidae. The transcript has 4 exons.
CAACACAGCAAUGGUAUUGCACAAACAAUCGUCGUUGGUAUAGUGGUAUUUACGUCGCAGCGGCCAAAGUAUGUGAAUGUGUUUAUAAUAAUUAUAGUAUUGUAUGUUGAGACGUUGACGAUUAUUGAAAAAUAUUAACGAAAUUAUCGCUAUUGUUGAAUGUGUUGUGUUGGGUGUCUCUUGUAUAUCGCGUCGUAUCGUGUUGAAAUGUCCGAAAAAACGAAAUUUAUCACGAAUAUUUAUUUAUAAUUGUCGGCGACGCGUAGUAAGUGUUUAGAACCUAGAAUACUUGCCGCACACUCCGUUUGAAUGUGAUUUCAGAAUUGGUGUUCAAAUAAACGCCUACCUUUCGCUCUCAAUAUUUUCACUUCACCAGAUGAAUUUUUUUUUUAACGGGAUCGAACGUGAGCAUAUUUCUAUCUUCAGCCAGAAAAAAAGCACUGUGAAUGUUUUAUUAGUAGACCAUAUAAUACGAUAUACCUUGGCGCAUAGCAUUUAAAUUGUAAUAAAACAAAAGACGUCGAGAGUAAUUUGUGUUUAGUGCGGUGCUAUUGUUUUGUAAAACAGUAAACAUUACGCUGUUCAGUGGACUGUAGCAAAUUGAAGAGAAAACCAUUGAGAGAAAUACAAUCUAAGAAAGGGAAACAAAUUAGCUAAAAAGAAAAACUAGUUCAAGUUUUAUCCAUUAUUUUCAGACACACAGACGACACAGUGAAUAAUUAAAAUUGAUAUUUUAAUUGUUAUAAAUGUCAACAACGACAACAGCAAAAAUGUCAUCAACAACACCAACAUCGACAACAACACCGCAACUUAGAACAACAACCACCGAACAAACCGGAAUUCAUUAUAGCACCAUCUAUUUGCAUACAGUUCCUGGUACUUUGAAAAUUGUCUGCUUGAUUUGUGUGUUGAUUGGUUUCAUAUUGGUACAAUGCAGCCAACACAGCUAUGGCGGCAUCCCUCGAUUCUACUGUACAAUUGCAAUGAUUGCGUUUUGGAUGACCGCCAUUUUACUCGCUUUGUAUCUAUUUCAUGCAAUUUAUGUAUUCCAUAAAAUUCCAUGGAUCAAAAUUGAAUUCUUCUUUUGUGCGGGCGCUGCAGCGUGUCUGUUGCUUGCAUCAGCCUUGAUUGGAGCCCAAAAUGUUGGACUCUUUACAGCGGCAGCCUUCUUCGGCUUUGUGGCAAUGUGCGCAUAUGCAUAUGAUGCAUUUUUGAAGUAUCGUCAAUACAAUGUAGUUGUAACGAAUGUUGUAACCAGAACAACAACAGUAACUGUAGCUUAGGCGAUAAGGCGACUGUACAAUUUGCAUGGCCGUUGAACUAGCGCCAAUUCAUACCAAAAACGAAUCUUAUGAAAUUCAUCGAAUUUCACACUCAAAUCAAUUCUCUUUUUUCUUUUACUGUAUUUCAUGUGUAAUUUUAAGAAAUUGUUUAAAUGAGUGCAUUCAAGACGGCAAUUUAUUUUCGCAUUUAAUGUUGUCACAUCAUAUUUCAAUAGAUUUUUUUUAUUAUCACACCCCA